Messenger RNA from Rhodofomes roseus, 1575 nucleotides. RefSeq lists its product as uncharacterized. Lineage: Eukaryota; Fungi; Basidiomycota; Agaricomycetes; Polyporales; Fomitopsidaceae. The transcript has 5 exons. The record is from RefSeq and is a predicted model, not a curated record. The coding region runs from base 282 to 1202 and encodes 306 amino acids.
CCAUGAUCGAGUCAGUCGGUUAUCUUAUCAGAUUAGGCUGCCAGUUGGGCGCUAAGUAAAGGUGAUCCCGCCGGCACCAGGCAAGGCGCUAAGCGCUAAGCCAUAAGCGAGCCAGCCCCAGGCUCUCGUUCGUGCCACUGCCGGCCAAUUGAACUAGGUCAAAGCUACUAGCUAGUAUCUCCUCGCAAGUCUUGCGCCACAAUCUACUUGGUGUUUCAGGAUCCCUUUGCAAGAAUAUCAGAAGUUCUGUAAACUUUAUAUUCCAAAGAGCAAUCUGAAGCAUGUCCGACACGGACGCCGUCUCCUCAUUCUCGUCGCUCGAUGAGCUCGUCCAAGUUAUCUAUCAAGGGUCCUCGCGCUUUGUGGUGCUCUCAAGUAUAGAUGACACACAUUGGAAGGUGCGCCUCGGGCUCAGUGACUCAAAUGGACGCUGGUGGGAGGGUCGCUGGGGAGAGAAGGAGAUCCGACAAGCAGCUAAGUCGGCAUCGUGCAGCUCUGAGAAACUUGGAGAUACGUUGGCUGCUGCGUUCGCACAAGGAGAGAUGUACGUCGGAAACUGGAGCUCGAGGAAGGGCGCAGAAAUCAAUUUCGUUCUGGGAACCAACACCAACCAUCCUGCAAACGUCGCCUUGGCUGAGAUGACGCCGGAGGAAGCAGCCUCCUUCGCAAUGCAGGUCUUCGCAGAUAUUGCGAUCCAGGCGCAAAGUCGUGGAAGUCGCAUCCACCCUUCCCCGUUCGAGCCCGCACUAGGCAAGCCUGCUGGUGCCGCCGCGACGUCGUCCCCCAAGGCAUCAGGCAGUGGGUCUCGUGGUGAUAGCGUUCGAAGACAUGACUCCCUAGCGGCGUCAAAGCCUGCUGCGAGCACCGCUCCGGGCACGUCGGAGCAGAAGGCUCAAAAAGAGAUCAAGGCUCUCAAGGCAGAACUCGCCAGGGAACGAAGCAAGCGAUACAGCCCUCCCACAUCGCCCACUGGCAAGCACAAGCGCAAGGCGGACGAUGACGCAGAGAGCUUCGGAGAGAAGAGGGCGUCGCAACUGAGGAAGGAGAAGUCGAUCCAAGAAAGCUCGAAACUGCAUUCCAUUGCGAAGGGGAACCGAAGCUCUGCGGCGACGAUGGCGGCUAGGGGCGCUUCGCUCGCGAAUCCGUCCAAGAAGGCGCGCAAGUAUCAAACGGUAGAGUUCGGUAGUGACGACGAUGACUGAAGUCUAACUUUCGUAUGCGUUGAUGAGACGAUUGAGGAUGUCACAUAGGAGACGUGGUACUCGCGGAAGGAAGGCACUCUGAGGCACAGGCGAGGCUUGUGUCUUGUAUGAUCCGAAAUGCCUGCGGUCCUUCCAUUCAGUGCUCGCUUGUCGUCCUCAUGCUCGGACCAGACUGUCAUCGCUCCCGGUAGACACGUCGGCGUGCUACCACCCGCAUAUGAGUUUCAAGUGUGCAUGCAAAGCGGCUAUCUUCGACUUGUAUGAUACUAUGUUGCAGUGCAAUGUACCUCGUCUUGUAUAUAUUCCCACUACGCCUGUUGAAUAUAUCGAGCAGAGUCUAGACCGGUGCCUGUGUUGUACACCUCCUGUCCAU